Messenger RNA from Purpureocillium lilacinum, 1527 nucleotides. RefSeq names its product HOG (high osmolarity glycerol) pathway protein. Lineage: Eukaryota; Fungi; Ascomycota; Sordariomycetes; Hypocreales; Ophiocordycipitaceae. Gene Ontology annotation, molecular function: protein binding. The record is from RefSeq and is a predicted model, not a curated record.
AUGGUUGAAACGUCAUCGUCACCCGCCUCCUCUCCAGCGCCAGACGCCGCCUCUCCCUCGUCGAUCGCGAACCACCCCGCCUUGCCGCCGUUGACAACAUCUACGCCCUCGCGCCGGAGCACUCUGCCACGACCCAUGUCACACGCCUCGAGACAUCGACUGUCGCAAUACUCUGCGAGCUCUGUCCCUUCCAGAUCGCGGCCGCAGUCGCACAUGUUCCCCAUGUUUCCCUCGAGCCUCCCGUACACCCAGGUGCGCGACUUCGCGUAUCCUGCCUCCCACCCGCUGCACUAUGGGCCGCCCCCGGAGCCUUCUGGGCCUCCUUCCGGGCUGACCACGCCCGCGAGUGAGACCCGGAGACUAUCUGAUCCCCCGGCGUCGUGGGAGCAGAAGAUGCCGUGGGACUCAUGGACCGCAGAUGGUUUCAACCGCGGUCACGACAUCCCGCCCAUCCAGUUCGGCGAUGGCCCACCUUAUAGCGAAGACGAGGACCUGCAGAGCCCCGUCGUCGCGACCCGUCACCGGAAGCACAAGUCGACAUCGGCAACCAUGAGCGCGGGAAGGGGCCGCACCAGCCGCGACAUCGAUGCACCUGGUUCAAGCAUUAUGAAUCAUUCCAACUACGACAGAGAGAGGGGAUACUACGUGGGUACGGCUGGAGACGGCAGCGAGAGGUACUACGUCAACCAAGGGGGCGAGGCCAACGGCCCGGGAGGCGAGUUUGUCACGUACCCCGCGGACCAGGCGAGACACAGCCGUGCGUACCAUUACCCGCAGCGGAUCAACGAGAACGAGCUGUAUGGUUCGGAGGAUUCUGACUCGUUGUCAUCCCCAGGAUACAAUGAGACGGACGAGUCACGGUACUCGAGAGACUACCAGUUCACCAUCACGUCGCCAGACGAAGAAUUCCAUGGCAAAGCGGUGGCCCUCUUCGACUUUGAGCGGGAAAACGAAAACGAGCUGCCCCUGGUCGAAGGCCAGAUUAUCUGGGUUUCGUAUCGCCACGGCCAGGGUUGGUUGGUGGCGGAAGAUCCCAAGACCCAGGAGAGUGGGCUGGUGCCAGAGGAGUACGUGCGGUUACUCAGAGAUAUCGAGGGUGGGAUGAACAGUCUUACGGGCCAAAUCGGAGACGGCUCGGGCUCUCCCAACGAAGCCGGUACGCCGACCCAGGCUGAGCACGGCGGCCCCGAGGGCCACCACCACAGUUCGAGUAAUCCGACCAAUGGCUAUCAUCAACCGGUAGUGUCCAUGUUCUCGACCUCUAGCAAGGACUUGAACCCCUAUCCUACGGAGCAGUUGGGCAUUCAAGCCGGCCAGACGCCGCCUCAGGUCAUCCACUACCACGGACAGAGGGGUGGCAGCCAGGCCAACACGCCCACAAUCUCGCAGCAUACAGACACGACUCUUCUCCGCACGGAGGGCCAGGAUUCCGGCCGAAAGCCUGACACGGAGCCCGGCUCGGCAUCAGAAGGUUCCGACAUCAGGGUUGCCGAGACAGCAGAACACGGCAAGGAGACUGGGCGGUGA